CAAGCACGACCGUCGUCAGUAUCGUCUGAGUGGUUGCCGGGUACGCACAAGGGUAGUCGAAUUUACCGUCGGUAUUCUCGGUCAUCGCCGCUGUGCGUGCUGGGAUCGUGCUGUGUUGAUAUGUGCCGACACCGUUUGCGGACAUAACAGUUUGGUGUGUUGUAGGCUUUUUGUUGAUCUGGGUAGGCGUCCCAACGUGGCGGGUGGGAAGUGUCCAAAAGUGCGAGGUGGUGAGUGUUAAAGAAUCGCCUGUCGAAAAGGCAACAUUCAGUUCAGAGAGCUCGAGCGCGAGCUCGCUGAUUGCGACUGUCCCGGCUAGUGUCAGUGCGCUAAACCAGUGCGUUUUAAACAUCAAAAAAAGGUGUCAAGCCUGCUGUUGUGUAGUGUGUACAAUUUCAAAUAAACCGCCUUCAAUCAAGCCCAUCAACCAAACGGUAUUCACCACAGUAUCCAUGUGCCGGUUCCUGUUCCGCGCGCGUCACACCAUCCACUGAAGGUGUUUCGGGAGGUGAUAAUUAAUCGCGAUCAUUGGUCUGUACACUGAGUCUGAGUGUAGAAUAAAACCGCGACCGUGAAAAUGCUCGUUCCACCAGAAAUGAUCGCGGUGCAGUCGAAACUGAUCUACCAGAUGAACAAGUACUGCGCGGACCGGGUGCAAGCCCGCAAAGCCCAGAUUCACAAAACUAUCCAGGAGGUCUGCCGUGUGGUGCAGGACGUACUAAAGGAGGUCGAGGUGCAGGAGCCGCGCUUCAUCUCGUCGCUGAACGACUACAAUGGCCGAUAUGACGGACUAGAGGUGGUGUCGCCGACGGAGUUCGAAAUUAUUAUCUACCUCAAUCAAAUGGGCGUCCUCAACUUUGUGGACGACGGUACGCUGCCUGGGUGUGCGGUGCUGAAGCUUAGCGACGGUCGCAAACGCUCCAUGUCGUUGUGGGUCGAGUUUAUUACUGCUUCCGGGUAUUUGUCCGCCCGAAAGAUCCGGUCCCGCUUUCAGACACUAGUCGCGCAGGCCUGUGAUAAGUGUUCGUACCGCGACUCGGUGAAGAUGAUUGCCGACACGACGGAGGUAAAACUGCGCAUCCGCGAGCGUAUUAUCGUGCAGAUCACGCCCGCCUUCAAGUGUGCAGGAUUGUGGCCCCGGUCCGCGUCACACUGGCCCUUGCCCCAGAUACCAUGGCCUCAUCCGAACAUCGUAUCAGAGGUGAAAACGGAAGGGUUCGACAUGCUGUCAAAGGAGUGCAUCGCGCUGCAAGGCAAAAACUCGGCGAUGGAGGGUGAUGCUUGGGUGCUAAGCUUUACCGAGGCCGAAAACAAACUGCUCCAAGGUGGCUGUCGGAGGCGGUGCCUCAGCAUUCUGAAGACGCUGCGCGACCGGCACCUCGAUCUGCCCGGCAACCCAGUCACAUCGUACGUGAUGAAGACACUGCUACUGUACGAGUGCGAAAAACAUCCGCGCGAGAUGGAGUGGGACGAGAACUGUAUGGGCGACCGGAUCAACGGGAUCUUUCUGCAGCUCAUCUCCUGCCUGCAGUGUCGCCGAUGUCCUCAUUACUUCCUGCCAAACAUGGACCUUUUCAAGGGCAAGUCACCCGGUGCGCUCGAAAACGCCUCCAAGCAGGUCUGGCGGUUGACACGAAUCAUGCUCACCAACUCACGCUGCCUCGAGGAGCUGUAAAGAAGCCGCUACGAGGGCGUUGCACAUCGUAAAUACAACAUCGUAGGCUAAGACCGAACGUUCUCUAGAACAUAAGGGGGGUGGGGACGAGUAUUUACUCGCAAGAUCUGGAGAGAGGGUUUAUCAAGCAGGUAAACGCGCCUCACCUGCCCAGAGGGCAUUAAUUGUGGGGCAAGCAAGCACUAUUCUAACUCUAGCGAGGUACUAAAUUAUUAUGCACGUACACUGUAUACACCAUUUAAGCUAGCUUUCGUCGGUAACUUAUGUCAUAACAAAUUGUUUUUUUUUUUUAAAUAUUAAUUAGAAAAGCUAUUCAUCGGACUGGAGAAUGGCUCGGCAUUAUGGACACGGUGCAUAUUAGGACAAUUUUGUUUGUUUGUUUUGCCUUCUAAACUCCUUUGCUGAAAAAAAACAGUCAGCUCGAUUCGAGAUCUGUCUGAAGCUAUACAAGGGGAUUGUGCUGUUUCAAAAGUCUCCGCCCUCUAGUCUAUCCACGUAAUUGUUAAACACUUCGUGCUCAAUCAAAUCGUUUACUAAUAUUGCCGAAUUACACGUUGUGUUCGGGCGAGGGAUUUUUCUUCAUCUCAUGGCUUACGUUCCUUUUGCAAACUUCCCAUCUCCAUCCAGACAACCAGAGCGAAGAAAGCUGGACGUCCCUUGACAACGGAGUUGCAACGCACUCUAGUAUAACGACGAAACUAAGGGUCUGCAUGGAUGCAAAACAGCAGUAACGAAAAAAGGCAACAAUCACGAAUAUCAAAAUGUACUAGUUGAAGUAAGUGAAAGUGGGGGUCUCAACAUAGAGCAAAUACCCGUAAACUGUAUAAGAAACGGGGUGGGCAAUUUGGCAGGGACCGGACACGGACAAAGUUUGUGAAAUUCACAAUCGUGCUAGAAGAAGAUACUGAAAAGUAGACAACCAAGUAAACAAUUAAAAAAUUUAAAACAAAUAAAAAAUGGUUCAAGAAGAGAACGAGAUAGUACAUUGCUUUUUUUAUUAGCAGAAAAACAAGUAUCAAAAGACUGGAAAGGAAAAUAUAUUAUGAAGAGAUUCAGGAUAACAUUUAUUUAUUUUACAGGUACCGAGGUGUUUGGGUUAAAAGAUUGCGAAUAAGCCUCCAACAACAACUCACUGACAAAAGACUAUAUUGUGCAGCCGCAUUAUUAAAGCGCUGAAGAAAUUGCGAGAUAACCUAAGAAUACCAUUCGAAGUGCUGGAUAAAAAGAUUCUGUACAAGUGAGAAGUGCUGCAAUCUAUUGCCCCCUACCCCCACCCCUCAACCCACCCCCUCUAGUGUUACCUUCUUCUUCUACUUUGGUACAAUAACCGUUAUCGGAGAAGGCCUGCCUGUCAGUGACUUAUUGAUUAUCCAUAUCAUGAUAGUCAGUCCUACGUAUGGGGGCACGAUCCAUUCGGGGCUUGAACCCAUGACAGGUUUGAAGUCUAGUGUUACCAUCCUUGAACAAAGCAACACUCAGUGAACAGCCAUCAGCGUCAAAAUUCUCUAAAACAAACAUGCCCCAAAUGGGUUUCCCGCGCCUCUCAAUCCCCAUACGAUAAUUAUCCGUUCGGACUGGUUCGAAUAAUCAUUUUACACAAAUGUUUUGUUUGUAAAACAUUUACCCAUCAUUUUGGUGAAUGCUCUUGUUUUUUUUUUUUUGCUGCUUCUGCUGUCUUGCACAUUUAUUUUCUUCGGUCGUGCUUCUUUCACUUUUUUCAUUCGUUUUACUGUCACCACACGCUUAUCGAAACGGUUAAACUUGCCGCUUAUCGGUGGUGUCUCGAAGCAAAGGUGUACACGGAGCCACGGAGCACGCUCCUAUGUGUGUGCAUGCACCGUCCAUACACCCGACAGGUACGCUAUUAAACCGACUGCAAUAUUAUAAUCGGACGGGCUAAUAACCGUCGCACGGGCGAGAGAAGACGACUUUCGAGCUUCCCGACGUGCGGCAAUAAAUGCUGACAGCUUCAACGGCCGUACAAACCAAUUUACGAUUAUUGGGCUAAUAACUUUUGCAGUUGCUUUUUUUUUUGGAUGCCUCUCUCUUUCUCUCCGCCUCUAUCCUUCGUUUUCUCUUUAUCUUUCUAUUCUUUCUAUCUCUAUUCUUCGCGUGUUUCUAGAGGAGUGUUAGGGCAGUGCCGUUUGCUAACUCAACAACAACAAGUGUAAAUAUGUGGAUGAAAUGAGGCUGGGGAAGGGAGGCUUUCAGAGAAAUGCACACAGCAGGGUGCAUACGUGUGCGCCUAUUCGGAGUGGUCCGAUUAAAAUUCGAUAUUUUACAACAACGAAAAAAAGCGAGUGAAAGGUUGUCCUCAGCCUCAGAUUAGUGUGUCUGAGUAUCAUUUGUGUCGCGAACACACACACAAAAUUGCUAUCGUCCGCCUAAUAAAACGCUUUAAUCGGAAAGCGAACAAUGUUAACACGCUCUUUCGAACCUCUACUCGUCCGCGUGUGGCACAUGGUGUGCGGUUUUGUGGAUUGGUCUCGGAAGGAACGUCCUUUUCAAAAAUAACAAUAUCAAAAUCAAUACACACACAAGGAUGAAAGGAAAUUUGGCUGGAAAUAAAUGAGACCCAGAUAGAGAGAGUGAGCCAAAGAGAGGAGAGGAGGGAGGGGGAGAAUAAGAGAAUAAGGACCCAUCAAUGUCAGCGGGCUGCCAUUAUUCGACGCGAAGUUCAUUUUAAAUCAGCAAACUGCAAUUUGAUAUGGCAGGUAAAGGAUGUUUGUACUGUACCACCGAGGAUAUGGCUCCUAAUCAGCACCGUAGCAGUGUUGGUGGUGAUCCAUAUCUAGGAAAAAAGGUAAGAAAAAAUAUAAUGGAAGGAAAACAUAAAAGCGCUCCAGCUCUCAA
Messenger RNA from Anopheles arabiensis, 4528 nucleotides. RefSeq names its product protein mab-21. The coding region runs from base 578 to 1675 and encodes 365 amino acids. The transcript is spliced from 2 exons. Lineage: Eukaryota; Metazoa; Arthropoda; Insecta; Diptera; Culicidae. The record is from RefSeq and is a predicted model, not a curated record.